CUGGACACCGGGUGUUGGAGGCAACCCUGAGGGGCCCCUUGCUGUUCCCGUCAUGGCAUCUGCUCUCCUCGUCCUCAUCCUCAGCUGCUGGCUGGCCGGGCAGAGCGAGGUGUCAGGUUGGGGAACUGACCUGCCUCACAUGACAACCAUGCCAGCUCCCAACUUUUCAAGCAGUGCAGAGCCAGGUACCAGUGCUGGGGGCAGGUAUUCGACAUCAACUCUCCCAGAAAGAGAGCUCAGCUACCCCAAACCCUCCAUCUCGCUGAGCCCCAGCGGGGGGGUCCCCCUGGGGGGAGCUGUGACUGUCUGGUGUAGGGGUUGGGGUUGGAACAUGAGGUUCCUUCUGUACAAAGAUGGGAACCUGACCACGCUGCAGGACGCGGAGCCUGCUGGGGACCUGGCUGAGUUUCUCAUUCGCAACGUGAGCUGGAGAGACGCAGGGAGCUACAGCUGCUAUUAUCACCACUAUUGGUACUCGUUCAUCUGGUCACAUCCCAGUGACCCCGUGGAGCUGGUGGUAGCAGAGCUCAGCUACCCCAAACCCUCCAUCUUGCUGAGCCCCAGUGGGGUGGUCCCCCUGGGGGGAGCCGUGACCGUCCAGUGUUGGGGUUGGCAUUGGCAUUGGCAUUGGUACCAGAACAUGAGGUUCCUUCUGUACAAAGAUGGAAACCCGAACAUGCUGCAGGACGUGGAGCCUCGUUGGGACCUAGCUGACUUUCUCAUUCGCAACGUGAGCUGGAGAGACGCAGGGAGCUAUGGCUGCUAUUAUUACAGCCAUUGGAACCCGCUCAUCUGGUCACAUCCCAGUGACCCCGUGGAGCUGGUGGUAGCAGGGGGAUCAGAACCAAGCGCAGCACCGGAUCUGACCCACAACAUCAUUGCCGGGGUGAGCGCAGCAGCCGUCGGCCUCCUCCUCCUGCUCCUCCUCCUGGCCUUCGUCUGCUACAGAAGAACCCGAGGAAGGAAAGGACCAGCCCCGAGACAGAGCAGGGAGUCCGAGGCUGCAGCCACAGUCUAUGCCCUCGUGGGUGAACAGAAGCAGCUGGAUGUCCUGUCCCAGGAGCCCGACCCCAGCACUGACGGACUCACCUACGCUGAGCUGGACCGCCAGGUGCUGCAGGCCAAGCGGGGGGGCCCAGCCCCUGGCCCCGAGCCUGUCCUGUACGCUACCAUCAACGUGAGCAGGGGGCCCGAUGGGCAGAGCCCCCGGGGUGCAGGGGCGCCCCAGCUCCCUGCGCCCGGACCCUCCAUCUCCGUCAGCCCCAGCGGGGUGAUCACCCCGGGGCGAGUCAUCACCAUCCGCUGUCAGUGUCGGUGCGAGGCCAGGAGGUUAUUUCUGUAUAAAGGUGGAAUCAAAAUCCAGGAGCUGGAUACUGCUGGGGACGGGGGUGAAUUCACCAUCCCCAGCGCCAGAUGGGAAGACAGAGGGGCCUACAGCUGCCGGUCUCGCUCCAGAUCAGAGCCGCCCAACUGGUUGUAUCCGAGUAACAUUGUGUGGAUCUUUGUAACAGAGCUCCCUGCGCCUAUACCCUCCAUCUCCGUCAGCCCCAGCGGGGUGUUCGCCCCGGGGGGAGCCGUCACCAUCCGCUGUCAGUGUCGAUGCGGGGGCAGGAGGUUAUUUCUGUAUAAAGAUGGAAUCGAAAUCCGGGAGCUGGAUUCUGCUGGGGACGGGGGUGAAUUCACCAUCCCCAACGCCAGGCGGGAAGACAGAGGGUACUACAUGUGCCGAUCUCACUCCAGAUCGGAGCCGCCGAAUUGGUGGUAUCCCAGUGACAUCGUGCGCAUCAUUGUAGCAGAGCUCAGCUACGCCAAACCCUCCAUCUCCCUGAGCCCCAGCGGGGGGGUCCCCCUGGGGGGAGCUGUGACUAUCCGGUGUUGGGGUUGGUACCAGAACAUGAGGUUCCUUCUGUACAAAGAUGGGAACCCGAACACGCUGGAGGACGUGGAGCUGGCUGGGGGCCUGGCUGAGUUUCUCAUUCGCAACAUGAGCUGGAGACACGCAGGGAACUACAGCUGCUAUUAUUACCACCAUUCGUACCCAGCCACCUGGUCACAUCCCAGCGACCCCGUGGAGCUGGUGCCCCAGGAGCCCGACCCCGGCACCGAGGGACUCACCUACGCCGAGCUGGACCGCCAGGCGCUGCAGGUCAAGCGGGGGGGCCCAGCCCCUGCCCCUGAGACUGCCCUGUACACCACCAUCAAC
Messenger RNA from Chrysemys picta bellii (western painted turtle), 2203 nucleotides. The record is from RefSeq and is a predicted model, not a curated record. Lineage: Eukaryota; Metazoa; Chordata; Testudines; Emydidae.